AUGGCAGCGAUCGAGGACUCGAAGGAUACUUCUCAGGGUAGAUUAAGGAAUACAUCGGGAUAUUCUGAUUUCGACCAAGGUCAAAAAUGGGAGAGGCGAUUGGAUUCUAUUCGUACGGGAUCAUUCGAAGAAAAUUUGAGGGAGGCAAAUGUCAAUGAGUUUCCUCCGGACCCCAACAAACCCACCGUCCAGCAAUCUUGGGAUGCGAUUAUGAAGAUGUCGGACAUGCUGGAUAAUGAUAAUAUGAAUGGCUAUAAGGAGGAUCUUGAUACGCUUCUGGUUUUCGCUGGCUUGUUCUCUUCGGUCGUGACCGCUUUCGUAGUGGAGUCGUAUGGAUGGCUGCAGGCAGAUCCUGCCGAUACUACCGUCGCGCUUCUCUCACAGAUCGCUCAUCAGAUGAGCAGCAGUGGCCAGUCUCAGUCUCUACCUCCUCCUCCACCCCUGCCGUUCACUCCCUCACCCUCAGUCGUACGGAUCAACACAUUUUGGUUCCUCAGUCUCACCCUCGCUCUGGUCGACGCCUUAUUCGGCCUUCUUUGUAAACAAUGGGUUCGUGAACAGCAACGCAAAAUAAUAGCACGAACUCCCGGGCAGGCGUUAACCCUCCGAUGGCUACGGUUACAAAGUUUCGAACGGUGGCACGUGCCCAAAAUCCUAGCCUGCCUCCCGAUCCUCCUCGAAAUCGCACUCUUUCUUUCCUUUGCUGGCCUCUUGGAGCUUCUAUACAUUCGACAUCGAAUUCUAUUCGCAAUCACAUGUACAGUCAUCGGAAUUGAGGUAGUAUUCUAUCUCACAACGACGUUACUUCCCGGGAUAGACAUCCUCCGCCAGGUGUUUGAAACCCACCCGUAUUUCGCAACUGAAAAUCCGGUGUUUGAGCCGGAUGAUAUCUCUCGGUUGCCAAAGAUCGAGUUUAUAUGCCCCUACAGGCCCCCACAGUCGUGGCUUAUUUUUCACUUGUUCGCAGCGGUGUACCGUAUUCCUGGGUGUAAAAGGCUGCUGUAUUCAUUUAUCACCACGUUAAUCGGGAAUGGAAGAAGAGUACAGCGUCGAUUGGGAAUUUGGAUUACCUCACCAAAAACAUUGCUGGCAUUUCCAAUUGGUCGUCGGUGGAUAUGA
Marasmius oreades (fairy-ring Marasmius) is the source of this 1119-nucleotide messenger RNA. RefSeq lists its product as uncharacterized. Bases 1 to 1119 code for a protein of 372 amino acids. Lineage: Eukaryota; Fungi; Basidiomycota; Agaricomycetes; Agaricales; Marasmiaceae. The transcript has 5 exons. The record is from RefSeq and is a predicted model, not a curated record.